AUGCGGUCCGUCACUACUCGCCUAUCAUCAGCCAUCAGGAGCAGUCUAUGUUCCGCAGGCGUGGCCACAAGGCGAGGCCAGGCCACUCUAGCGACUGAGAAGCCUCAAGCUACCGCGCAAAGUACCACCCUGGGAUGGAUGAAGAGCAAGCCCUUUGAGCAUGCGCCGUGGAAGAAGCCCAACGGGACGAGAGGAACUAUCCGUUUCCUCGGCGCAACCAAGGAUGGCAAGCCCGCCUUUCUCAAUUUCAAAAAGGGCGAGGAGCAUGAGACCAAUUUCGGGCCCAGCCUCGAGAAGGUGGUUGACAUCACCGAUUUGCGUGACUUUGAGCCACGGACUACUCUUGGUAUUGAAGGCGUCGAGUGGGUUCACGCCCCGACGGCACUGUCCGAAGACAAACUACUCGCUCCCGAUAAGAACGACGUCGAGGCAUUCGUUCGUGGGCCAUACUUUGAUGAGUGUGCGCAGCUGGUAAAGGAGAGGACCGGAGCAGUCGAGGCAGUUCCGUACAACUUUCGCCAUCGCCGAAUCGAACUGACAACCAACCUCCAUGACCCAUACAAUUUCUCGAGCAAGCCGCUUCCCAACUUCCACAUGGACAACGACGCCGAAACUGCCAAGGUUAACCUGCGCCGCGUUCUAGGCGAGGAACAGGCCGCCCGCUGGCUCGGCAAGCGUUGGGGAAUCGUCAAUGUGUGGCGCCCAGUCGGCGACGUAGUGAGGCAGUGGCCGCUUGCGCUCGUCGACUCACGCACCGUGGUAUAUGGCCGUGACACGGAGCCCAUCUACACACUGAACAACUACAAGACGCACUUCACGGCCCUCCGGCCGCAAUCCCAUUUCACCUUCUACUACGUGAGCAACUUGGCUCCCGAUGAGGCUCUCUUGUUUGUUGACUACGACUCGGCACACGAGGGCAAGGACACCGUCGUGGGAAUGGCACAUGGUGCUUUUCAAGACCAUAACGCCCCUGAAAAGAUCCCCAGGCGCCGGUCCAUCGAGGUGCGGUGCUUGGUGUUGUACAAUGAUUAG
Metarhizium acridum CQMa 102 is the source of this 1032-nucleotide messenger RNA. RefSeq lists its product as uncharacterized. Gene Ontology annotation, molecular function: oxidoreductase activity. NCBI's taxonomy places the organism in Eukaryota, Fungi, Ascomycota, Sordariomycetes, Hypocreales, Clavicipitaceae. The record is from RefSeq and is a predicted model, not a curated record.